CUGCAGGGUGCUACCACUUGAAUUUAUUCUGACAAAAAAGAAAAAGGAAAAUGCAUCCUCCUUUAACACUGCACAAGCACCCGAUGUGUGCCGAAAUUAUCGAGGAGUUUCAGAAGUGUCAUAUAGACCAUCCUAUUGGAAAGUUCUUUGGUAAAUGUACGGAUUUGAAGAUAAAGCUUGAUCGAUGUUUCAGGGAGGAGAAAGCUCUAAAGCGGAAAGCUAACUUUGAAGAGAGUAAGAAAUUGAAGGAAAGGCUACAAGCUUUUAGGAAAGAAUCUGCUGAGAAAAGCCCUGAAGAGAAGAAUUUUGUGUGAAGUCUGAUGGCAAAGUGAAACACAAAGUCUUCCUGAUAAAAAUAAGCAUUUGACAUGAGGCCCUCUUACCCAAUCCCAAAAGAUUUUAAUGUUUUAGGGAACAUGAGACAGUUUGGCUAUUGUAUUUUAGUUGACAUUUCUUUGCACAUGAUGUUUUCAUGGUGCUUAUUUGUUCCUCUAGAUUCAAAGGCAGUAUAUUUAUUAGGUCAAUUGAUUAAUGAUAUAAUUUUUUUUUUUUUUUAUUGGCA
This is a messenger RNA of Juglans microcarpa x Juglans regia, 562 nucleotides long. Its product is annotated as COX assembly mitochondrial protein 2 homolog. The record is from RefSeq and is a predicted model, not a curated record. The coding region runs from base 51 to 314 and encodes 87 amino acids. Lineage: Eukaryota; Viridiplantae; Streptophyta; Magnoliopsida; Fagales; Juglandaceae. The transcript is spliced from 3 exons. Gene Ontology annotation, cellular component: mitochondrion.